AUGUCUCCUUCUCUGACCGCUACGUUUCCUUCACUGACCGCUACAUUUCCUUCACUGACCGUUACGUUUCCUUCACUGACCGCUACAUUUCCUUCACUGACCGUUACGUCUCCUUCACUGCCGUUACGUUACGUCUCCUUCUCUGACCGUUACAUUUCCUUCACUGACCGUUACGUCACGUCUCCUUCUCUGACCGUCACGUCUCCUUCACUGACCGUUACGUUUCCUUCUCUGACUGUUACGUCUCCUUCACUGACCGUUACGUCUCCUUCUCUGACCGUUACGUCUCCUUCUCUGACCUUCAUGUUUCCUUCUCUGACCGUUACGUCUCCUUCACUGACUGUUACGUCUCCUUCACUGACCGUUACGUCUCCUUCUCUGACCGGUACGUCUCCUUCACUGACUGUUACGUCUCCUUCUCUGACCGCUACAUCUCCUUCUCUGACCGUUACGUCUCCUUCACUGACCGUUACGUCUCCUUCUCUGACCGGUAUGUCUCCUUCACUGACUGUUACGUCUCCUUCUCUGACCGCUACGUCUCCUUUACUGACCGGUACAUCUCCUUCUCUGACCGUCUCCUUCUCUGACCGUUACGUCUCCUUCUCUGACCGUUACGUCUCCUUCUCUGACCGUUACGUCUCCUUCACUGACCGUUACGUCUCCUUCUCUGACCUUCACGUCUCCUUCUCUGACCGUUACGUCUCCUUCACUGACUGUUACGUCUCCUUCACUGACCGUUACGUCUCCUUCACUGACCGUUACGUCUCCUUCACUGACCGUUACGUCUCCUUCACUGACCUCCCUUCUCUGACCGUUACGUCUCCUUCUCUGACCGUUCCUUCACUGACCGUUACGUCUCCUUCUCUGACCGUUACGUCUCCUUUACUGACCGUUACGUACGUCUCCUUCUCUGACCGUUACGUCUCCUUCACUGACCGUUACGUCCUCUCCUUCUCUGACCAUUACGUUUCCUUCACUGACCGUUACGUCACGUCUCCUUCUCUGACCGUUACGUCUCCGUCUCUGACCUUCAUCUCCUUCUCUGACCGUCACAUCUCCUUCUCUGACCGUUACGUCUCCUUCUCUGACCGUUACGUUACGUCUCCUUCUCUGACCGUUACGAUUCCUUCACUGACCGUUACGUCUCCUUCUCUGACCGUUACGUCUCCUUUACUGACCGUUACGUCUCCUUCUCUGACCGUUACGUCUCCUUCACUGACCGUUACGUCUCCUUCUCUGACCGGUACGUCUCCUUUACUGAACGUUAUGUCUCCUUCACUGACCGUUACGUCUCCUUCUCUGACCGUUACGUCUCUUUCUCUGACCGUUACGUCUCCUUUACUGACCGUUACGUCUCCUUCACUGACCGUUACGUCUCCCUUCUCUGACCGUUACGUCUCUUUCCUGACCGUUACGUCUCCUUUACUGACCGUUACGUCUCCUUCUCUGACCGUUACGUCUCUUUUCUCGACCGUUACGUCUCCUUUACUGACCGUUACGUCUCCUUCUCUGACCGUUACGUCUCCUUCUCUGACCGUUACGUCUCUUUCUCUGACCGUUACGUCUCCUUUACUGACCGUUACGUCUCCUUCUCUGACCGUUACGUCUCCUUCUCUGACCGUUACGUCUCCUUCCGUUACGUCUCCUUUCUGA
Knipowitschia caucasica is the source of this 1653-nucleotide messenger RNA. NCBI's taxonomy places the organism in Eukaryota, Metazoa, Chordata, Actinopteri, Gobiiformes, Gobiidae. The record is from the annotation of a GenBank genome assembly.